This is a messenger RNA of Myzus persicae (green peach aphid), 838 nucleotides long. RefSeq names its product protein ALP1-like. The annotation marks the transcript as partial. Lineage: Eukaryota; Metazoa; Arthropoda; Insecta; Hemiptera; Aphididae. The record is from RefSeq and is a predicted model, not a curated record. The transcript is spliced from 2 exons.
AUAUUUGGCAACUGGAACCAACUUUUCAGCACUGCAUUUUGAUUUUUUAAUGGGUGUUUCAACAAUUUCUAAUAUUAUAAGAGAAACAUGUGAUGUUUUAUGGAAAGUUUUGCAACCUAGAGAAAUGUCUGUACCAUCCACAGAAGACUGGCUGCAAAUUUCUAAAAGUUUUUAUGAAAAAACUCAAUUCCCAAAUUGUGUUGGUGCAGUCGAUGGAAAGCAUGUAAGGUUGGAAUGUCCAAAAAAUAGUGGAUCACAGUACUUUAACUAUAAACACUUUUAUUCCCUUAUCCUUCUUGCUAUAUGUGAUGCUGAUUAUUGUUUUCGGAUUAUUGAUGUUGGCUCCUACGGUAAGGAAAGUGAUUGUAAUGUAUUUAAAAAAUCAGUUUUUGGAAAAAAUCUUUAUGCUGAUAAAGUUAAUUUUCCACCUGACAAUGUCUUACCUGGAGAUGAAAAAGGUAUACCUCAACCAUAUGUGAUUGUUGGUGAUGAGGCAUUUGCAUUAAAUAAACAUUUACUAAGUCCCUUCCCAGGAAAAUCUUUAAAUGAUCAAAGGAGAACAUUCAAUUAUCGGCUAUCAAGAGCGAGGCAAAACAUUGAAUCAUCUCCAGAUUUUGCAGUCAAAAUUACAAAAGCCGCUUGUGUUCUCCAUAACUUUGUACGCCGCAGAGAUGGUUUCAGUGUAGAAGAUACAUUUAACUGCAAAAUGGAAGGCUACACUAUCAAAAAAGGUGUCGGAAAUGCCUUGUUUGAAGCCAAAGAAGUGAGAGAAUAUUUUGUUGAUUAUAUAAACUCCCCUGGAAAUAUUUUAAGCUGGCAAAACAAAGUAAUUGGGUGA